GUCCUCCUUUCAAUGUUUUCCAUCCGUCACGCUCGAAAAUACGCAGGCUAAAUUCUCAUUACUUACCAUGGGCGACAUCGCAAACCCCACAGCCAAGUUCACCAUUGAAGGCGGGUUCGUUCAGAUUAUCAAUGGGCAAUCGGCUACUACGGAGAAGACGCGGCAUGGUGUGAACCCUGCGAGCCUUGAGCCCAAGGAAGAAGUUCCCGUGGCCUCCCGUGGCGAUGUUGAUCGCGCCGUCGCCGCCGCCCAAGCUGCGUUCAAGCUUUGGUCCAAGGUUCCGUACGAUGAACGACGAAAAGCCGUGUUGGCAUUUGCGGAUGCCCUCGACGGCAUGAGGAGCCAGUUCCGAGACCUCCUGAUAUCGGAGCAAGGCAAGCCGAUCCCUCAAGCGGACGUGGAAACCCACUUAUCAAUCAGUUGGAUAAGAGGCCUGGCCGACAUUCCGACUCCAGAGGAUGUGGUUGAGGACAGCGAGACCCGUACCGUCGUCACGAGAUACACCCCUCUCGGCGUGGUCGGGGCAAUCAUUCCUUGGAACUUCCCGCUUCUCUUGCUCACCGGAAAGCUUGCGCCAGCCCUGCUUACAGGGAAUGUCAUCAUUGUUAAGCCAUCUCCCUUCACACCCUACUGCGGCCUCAAGCUUGUAGAGUUAGCUCAGCAGUUCUUCCCACCGGGUGUCGUCCAAUCCCUCAGCGGUGAUGACGAUCUUGGACCGUGGCUUACAAGCCAUCCGGGGAUCGACAAGAUCAGCUUCACUGGAUCGACGGCGACUGGCAAGCUGGUCAUGCAGAGUGCGAGCAAGACUCUAAAGAGAGUGACUCUAGAGCUGGGAGGAAACGAUCCCGCAAUUGUAUUUCCCGACGUGGAUAUUGAUAAAGUUGCCGAGAAGGUCGCCUUCUUCGCUUUUUUGAAUUCUGGCCAGAUCUGUCUUAACUUGAAGCGAAUCUAUGUCCAUGAAACGAUCUUUGAGAAGUUCAAAGAGGCGUUGGUAAAGCACGUCAAAGGCUACAACAUUGGAGAUGGCUCCCGGGAGGGCGUCACACAUGGCCCGAUCCAGAAUUCGAUGCAAUACGAGCGGGUCAAGACCUUCUUCAGCGAUAUCAAGUCCCAAGGCUGGAAAGUAGCGGUGGGAGGCGAGAUUGAGACCUCGCAGGGGUAUUUCAUCACCCCGACCAUCAUUGACCGCCCCCCCGAGAAGUCUCGCAUCGUGGUCGAGGAACCAUUUGGUCCUAUCGUUCCUCUUCUUUCGUGGAAAGACGAGGACGAAGUGAUUGACCGAGCGAACGACUCCGACAUGGGAUUGGGUGCGUCGGUCUGGACGAACGACCUGGAGACGGCAGCCAGAGUCGCCAAGCAGAUCCAGGCAGGCAAUGUGUGGAUCAACAGCCACUUUGAACUGACUCCCUUGACGCCUUUCUCUGGCCACAAGGAGAGCGGCAUUGGAGUGGAAUGGGGCGCGCAUGGCCUCAAGAGUUUCUGCAACGUUCAGUCGUUGUUCUUCAACAAGCAUGUCGUGAGCUGAUGGGCUGUUCAUAGCUCGCCGGUGUUGGAUCUGAAUGGAUAUGGAUACAGGUUCUAUUUCACUCAAAGUAUUGCCAGUAUGGCAGCAAACUGCAACCCCAUUGAACCCCAUUGAAGAAUCGACACAUAUGAACUCUGAAUCAAAACCUACGGGGGCUUCGUUGAUUCGACGUGCCGUCAUCAGUCAGAAGGACGGGGACGGGAUUGAAUGCUGCGAUGCACUAACAACCAGCAACGGCUAGACCUUUAGCGUAUGGGCAGUGCGUCAUCUUGCAGCCAGCUGUCAUCCAUAUCGAGUAUAGUGC
This is a messenger RNA of Colletotrichum navitas, 1829 nucleotides long. RefSeq names its product aldehyde dehydrogenase. NCBI's taxonomy places the organism in Eukaryota, Fungi, Ascomycota, Sordariomycetes, Glomerellales, Glomerellaceae. Gene Ontology annotation, molecular function: aldehyde dehydrogenase (NAD+) activity. The record is from RefSeq and is a predicted model, not a curated record. The coding region runs from base 68 to 1525 and encodes 485 amino acids. The transcript has 7 exons.